GUCACUCGGCAGCCUCGGCACUCGCGCGUAACUUCUCGCGGAGCGCGCAGCGCGUGAAGUUUGCCGCUUAAUCACACGUUGUUGUUAGUGGCGGACGGGAUCGAGUCGGCUUCCACUCGCUCGUGUCCCUCGAGACCCGUGCGGGAGCGAGCCGCGUCGAGGUGACUCCUGAACAUCGCGCAUCCUCGAGGCUUCCUCUCGUGACGGGACGCUCUCCGCGGACAUGCCCACGCUGAUGCAACCGUCCGACAUCUCACUGGUGAGCGACGAGGUCGACGAGACGGACGUCGGAUUCGAGCGAGGCGUACUGAUGCAUCAUCAGGAUCCGCUGCACCACCAGGAUGCGACGCAGAGCCGGGAGCGCAGCAAGUUGCUGCUGCGCAAGCUGAGCCAGACCUGCGAGCGGGAGCGCGGCAAGGAGCGCGAACAGGAACGCGAGAGGCUGCAUCAGUUGCAGUCGAUCAACAAUCUGCUGCUCGACCUACCGACACCUCCGUCGCCGUCGCACCUCCCGACUUUCUCGCAGGACGUCUCCUCCUCGUCCCAGUCGGACAAGAACGCCAGUACCGACGGCGACAGUGCGAUCUCGGAUAUGUUCGGGUUGGGCUUGCCUCGAGGAUCCCUGAUGGGAAACCAAUCGACGAUCGGCUCCUCCUAUCGUAACUAUCAAUACGGUAAUUACGACCAAACGCAGGGAUCCUCUUCACAACAACAUGAGUGUCAUCGGAAUCACGGCUUCUGCUCAAAUACCUCAGGUCUGGAUAUUCCGAGCUCACCGAAUUCGAUGACCACUCCCGGCAGUCCGAGCACACCCGGCAGCUUCACCUCAGAUCCUUACAGUUACUCGUCCACUGCCAGUAAUAGCACGAACACGCCGUCCUCACCAACUGGCCGACCGUCAUUCCAAUACCCGGGCUCUUCGUCAUCGCCCACUGAUUCGUAUUUCGGCCGUCCUAUACGAGGCUGCUCUACACCAUACAGUGAUUGUGGCAGCCCAACAUUAGAGUUCUCUCAUCUUCUGGGAUGUAACGGCUCGCGUUCCAACUCACCAGCAGACUCGGAGACAAGCGGUAUUGGUAGCGCGGAUGGCUCUUUAUCCGACAUAAUAAUGAAUUGUUUGUCGCUGAAUUCCUCGUCGAAUUCUUGCUUCCCGCCGUCCCUGGACUCCAUAAUGUCGAAGACAAACACGUGCCCGAGCAACAGGACGGCGUUCGAGCGUAUAGCUGUAAAAAAAUACUUAUCGUCGUUACAACAGAACUCAACGAGCUCGCAUUAUUACCAGCAUCAUCACGGACUCGGGCAAAAUCGCAGCAAUUUUCUCAAUUCUCUCUUGAGUCAUGAGAAAAAUUGCUGUACCGGUCUUGGAAACGCCGCGCGUAGAUUGGCCCAACCAGUGUCGCUUGAUCGGGUAGCGAGAUCCCACCGAAAUGCCGCUGCACAUUGUUAUCCAACGUGCACAUGGAGCGGUUUUCUGCCUCAAAGUACCGAGGAGCCAGUCGCUUACUCUCCCAAGGUUUUUCUAGGAGGUGUACCGUGGGAUGUCACAGAAGCUAUCCUGAUUUCAACAUUUAAACAAUUUGGGCCGGUUCGCGUAGAGUGGCCUGCAAAAGCACCGUCCGCUCAGCCGAAAGGAUACGCUUAUAUUAUAUUUGAAUCAGAGAAACAGGUCAGGGCAAUGUUGUCUUGUUGCACCCACGAUAUUACUAAUGGAAGAAGAUGGUAUUAUAAAAUUAUAUCCAAGCGUUCAAAACCGAAAGAUGUACAAGUGAUUCCAUGGAUUCUCGAGAAUAGCAACUACAUCAAAUCUUCAUCGCAGAGACUCGAUGCACACAAAACGGUAUUUGUUGGCGCGCUACACGGAAUGCUAACGGCCGCAGGAUUGGCGAAAGUCAUGGAUGACCUUUUCCAUGGAGUUAUUUAUGCAGGUAUCGACACGGAUAAGUAUAAAUAUCCAAUAGGGUCCGGCCGUGUUACAUUCAGUACGAAGCAAUCGUAUUUUAAAGCGAUCACAGCUUCAUUUAUAGAAAUUAAGACUGACAAAUUUACAAAAAAGGUACAAGUCGAUCCGUACAUCGAGGAAUCGAUAUGCUCCGUAUGCGUUGUGCAACAAGGGCAUUAUUUCUGCCGCGAUGUGGCAUGCUUCCGAUACUUUUGCCGCAGCUGCUGGCAAUGGCAACACUCCGUGGAGUCUAUGUCACAUCACACACCUCUGACGCGGAACUCAAAGACGAAUCAAGUGAUAGGAUUGAAUCCGAAUUUCGGAAUGAACAACUGUCCCCGUAUGUCAAAUGCGACGAUGAUGUAAAGGAGGCGACGUGCGAAAAGAUCUUGUACGCGCGGCGCUUAUACGCGGCCGGUAAAAUUGCUUUUUGUUCGCGCGGCCGUCGUCUUCCUUCUCCUUUUUGUUCCUUUUUGACUCUACCGGUUAAACCGACGUUGCGCCGCCCGAUUUAGAACAUCGGGUAACAGGGUGCAGACUUAGUUUUUAUCGCGUAGCCGCGGACAGCUUAGGACUAGUCCGACGAUACGGGGACACGCCGAUUCAUACCGCCGAUUUGAGCUUGCGAACGCGCAACGAUUGGUUCAUUAUCGUUACCGUGCGUGCGAAAGGACAAUAUGAAUAUUGAAAAUCGUGUUUGUUCCAAAAGAAGUUCCUAUUGCGAACGCAGUUUUUACUACGUUCGAGAAAAAACGAUAUACUUUUAUUUAGUACGAGUUUCACUUGGAGAGACAGGUUCUCUUAUAGAUUUUUUUUUAUUGCUAAAUAAUACUAUCGUGCCAAAACAGUAGAUGCUAGAUUAUACCCGGGAUCGUGUAUUACGCACAAUGUACACACACGUGUAUACACAUUUUUUUUUUCGUUAGAGUCGUGAGAGUUGUAUUGUGGGCUUUCACAGUGACAAUAAUUUUUUACGCGAAACGAUAGGGCUCCGUCAUGGCAAUUUUGAGCUGGGCUCAAUGAAACACGUAGAAUUCUCAGGAAAUCUAUGAUAGCAUCGCCAUCAUAAUGCGUUUAUCGUGUUAAAAAAUAUUACGCUUAAUUAUGUAUUGUUACGAUAAUGCUAGAAGAGAUUAUUCUGAAGUGGCGAGAUAAUAAUUAUGCGAUAAUUAUUUGUCAUUGCUACACUGCGCGUGUGAUCCGAAUAGUAAUGUGAUAUAACGGGAGACUUACCGUGGAUGUACCGUAUAACUCGCCGGUCGUUCUUCCAUUACGAUACUUGUCAAUAACGUUAAACAUUGUUAAUUUUACGUUAGAUUACAAUGUAUCUCUACAUUUGGUUGCGGUGUAACGCAAACGCGUGUUGCGUUAUUGACUGCGAUCGACUGGAUUUUUGUAUUAUUAGCCGAGGCGAGCGGCUGUCACAGGUAUUUCGCUCACAUGGACUGUUUAACGGUUGACGAAAUGGAGAAGUACAUGGUCUACGAUUCUGGCGCGGAUUGUAGGAGAAUUGAGUCGUUUUUAUUUUUUUUCUUUUUUUUCUUACUAUGUACAAUUGUGUUGCACCUCUUCUUUGAAUAAGGUUCAUCCUUCAUUCACGUUUUUCCCGUUUUGAUACGAUUUUGUUGAAUUAAAAAACCAGAUUUUUGCAGAUA
Molecule: messenger RNA, 3594 nt
Organism: Temnothorax curvispinosus
Lineage: Eukaryota; Metazoa; Arthropoda; Insecta; Hymenoptera; Formicidae
Gene: orb
Product: cytoplasmic polyadenylation element-binding protein 1-B
Exons: 12
Coding region: 224-2305 (693 amino acids)
Biological process (GO): negative regulation of cytoplasmic translation
Cellular component (GO): synapse; cytoplasm; nucleus
Molecular function (GO): ribosome binding; mRNA 3'-UTR binding; mRNA regulatory element binding translation repressor activity
Source: RefSeq, a predicted model, not a curated record